AUGCUGCGUCGUCAAGCUCGUGAGCGCCGUGAUUAUCUCUAUCGGAGAGCGCUCUUGCUCCGCGACGCCUCUAUCGCCGAAAAGCGAGCUCAGCUCAAGGCUUCUUUGGCCUCUGGAAAACCCCUAGACCCGGCAAUUGCCAACGAUAAGGCCUUGCGAGAAGAUUUCAAAUACGAUGAAUCCAAGGGCGAGGAUGGUGAGGUGGAUAUCGACGACGAAUAUGCUUUGACAUCGGGCGUCAUUGACCCUCGCCCGCUUGUUACAACAUCACGCUCGCCCUCUGCUCGCCUCGGUGCCUUCGCUAAAGAGAUCCGACUUCUCCUUCCGACCGCUAUCCGUCUGAACCGUGGAAACCUUGUUCUUCCCGACCUGGUCUCGAGCGCAACCUCUGCAUCUCUGACCGAUAUGAUUCUUCUGCAUGAGCACCGUGGUACACCUACCGCCCUUACUGUUUCGCAUCUCCCUCAUGGUCCGACGGCCAGUUUCUCGCUACAUAACGUGGUCCUCCGUGCGGAUAUCCCAAAUUCUGCUCGUGGUACUGUUUCAGAGAGCUACCCUCACCUGGUCUUCGAGGGCUUCACUACCAAGCUGGGUGCCCGCGUUGUUCAGAUCUUGAAACACCUUUUCCCUCCCCGUGAGCCCGGAAAGGUCGGCAACCGCGUUGUCACCUUCGUGAACAAGGAGGAUAGCAUCGAGGUGCGACACCACGUCUUUGUCAAGACGGGAUAUCGUGACGUUGAGCUCGCCGAAGUCGGGCCGCGCAUGACCAUGCGACUCUUCGAGAUCCGGGGUGGUACCCUUGAGAAGGGCUCGAGUGGCGACAUUGAAUGGGCUUUGACACAAUACACAAGAACCAGCAGGAAGAAGGACUACCUGUAA
This is a messenger RNA of Penicillium argentinense, 879 nucleotides long. Its product is annotated as snoRNA-binding rRNA-processing protein IMP4. Gene Ontology annotation, cellular component: Mpp10 complex; small-subunit processome; nucleolus. The coding region runs from base 1 to 879 and encodes 292 amino acids. Gene Ontology annotation, biological process: rRNA processing. The transcript has 2 exons. Gene Ontology annotation, molecular function: snoRNA binding; rRNA primary transcript binding. The record is from RefSeq and is a predicted model, not a curated record. NCBI's taxonomy places the organism in Eukaryota, Fungi, Ascomycota, Eurotiomycetes, Eurotiales, Aspergillaceae.